AAUAACUCCCGUUACGAGAAACGUAGUGCAUUAUGAUUGAGGGUCUAAGUGAAUUUGAAAUUUAAAAUUUCCGCUGUUAAGUUAGAGAACAUUCACGAGCAGUGAGUUAUGUCUGGAGGACGAGUAAAGUACGUGUGUGACCAAGACAAGUCGGUUUUAGUGAACAAUUUCGAGAAAAGGGGAUGGGUACCUUGUGCCGAAGACGAGGACUGGAAUUUUUAUUGGGCCAGUGUACAGACAGUAAGAGCAAUAUUUAAUGUGGAAACUGGAUACAGGCUUGGGGAUGAUCAAGUGAUCAAUCACUUCCCUAACCACUAUGAGUUGACUAGAAAAGAUAUGAUGAUGAAAAACAUAAAAAGAUACCGUAAAGACUUAGAUAAAGAGGGCAAUCCUGUGUCAGAAAAAGAUGAUCUAGGGAGAUACCUUCAUCUUGAUUUUAUUCCAGUUACAUUCAUCUUGCCAGCAGAUUAUAAUCUUUUUGUAGAGGAAUUUAGAAAAAAUCCAUCCAGUACUUGGAUCAUGAAGCCAACUAAUAAAUCUCAAGGCAAAGGGAUUUUUCUAAUCAACAGGCUGUCACAGUUGAAGAAGUGGUCUAAAGACAGUAGAGGAACACUACUUGUUCACCCAAGUGGAAAGGAUGCCUAUGUAAUAUCCAGAUAUAUUGAUAAUCCAUUGCUUAUUGGUGGCAAAAAGUUUGACCUACGUAUCUACGUCUUGGUGACAUCCUAUCGGCCACUAAAGUGCUACUUGUACAAACUUGGAUUCUGUCGAUUUUGCACUGUCCAAUACAAUGCAAGUCUUAGUGAACUUGACAACAUGUUUGUCCAUCUUACAAAUGUUGCAAUUCAAAAAUAUGGGGAAGAGUAUAAUCCAAUUCAUGGAGGUAAAUGGACAGUAAAAAAUUUACAAUUUUAUCUUGAAGGAACAAGAGGGAAGGAGGUUACAGAUAAACUAUUUGAUGACAUAAACUGGUGCAUAGUUCACUCUCUGAAGGCUGUUCAGAAUGUUAUAGCCAAUGACCGGCACUGCUUUGAAUGUUAUGGCUAUGACAUCAUCAUUGAUGAUAAUCUGAAGCCUUGGCUUAUAGAGGUGAAUGCCUCUCCUUCACUGACAUCCACUACAUCUGCUGACAGAAUUAUGAAGUACAAUCUCAUACAUGACACUCUUAGUAUUGUGCUACCUAAUGGGGAAAUUCCAGAUGUUAGAUGGAAUAAGAUACCGUCCAAAGAUGCUCUGGGAAAUUUUGAAGUACUGUAUGACGAAGAAUUAGCCUGUCAAGAUUCGUUGGAGAGAGACUCGCGAUCUAGAACAGGACAGACAGUUGCCUCUCGAGGUACUAAAGAAGGCAAAAUCAAACAAGCUACUUGGAAAUAAACUGCAAUCACUUAAUGCUGAUAAUAGCCAUCUACUCUCGAAAAAUCGGACCUGUGAAUCCCUACACCCCACAUUUUUUUUUCUUGGUAUCAUGCACAGAGCAAAACAUUUUAACAAAUAAUGCUACAAGCUGAAAGUUGGGCUUUAUAAAGGCAUUAAGAGGUAUAAAGAUACUUUUACCGCUAUUGGCAGUAACGUCGCAAUCUGAUUGGAUAACUUGGACCUCGAGGUUGACAUCAGGAAGACCAGCCACUAGUAGAGCCAAUUAAAAAGGAUGGCCUAGAACAGAGAUCCCUGGCGGCCUAUGCCCCAGGAGGUGCGAUGAUCUUUUAUAGAUAGAUGGUAAGUCUGUAACAAAUUUUGACCACUGUGCUGACGAAUAUCGGUAUGAAUAACAGCACAGAAUACGCUAAACCACUGUCGAUUUGUUAAAUUUAUUACUUCGUUUGAAAUGGUAUUCCGUUAUAGAGACUCUAAUAUAUCAGUACACUAAUAAGUUAAGUAGUACGAAUGAAAUUAAAAAAUGGAAUGAAAAUAUACACAGAGAAACUGGCCUUGAAAGCGAUAGAGCAAUAAGGUAAUAAAUCACCAGUAUCACAAAAAUGUUAAAAUCAAAAAAGACUUUUAAAUAUAUGAAAAAUCGAGAUUGUAAAGUAAAUGCAACUGAGAUCAGGCCGUAAGAUAACCAACCGUCUGAAGGUAGCCACAGUCCUAGCAAUAUUUUUAAUAUCAUCGCGCUAUAAGAGUUUUUGGCGCGAAAGACUAGUAGACAGUCUGCAUAGUCUAUUGCUAAUACUAAAAUGAUUGGUGAAUUUUUUUUUGCGAAGUAGCUUGGUGCCAAACUAUUGAUGCAUGCAUGUACCAUUAAGUUGUUCAAGAAAAUGUUAUAUUUCAAAUUAAGUCACCCUAGAAAUUGUGUACUUUCCAAUAUUUGAUCUUAUUUCCAUCGUCCCAAUACAAAUUUUGAUGCAAUGUCCUGGAGUAGCUAGAGGUAGUACACAUUCUUGUGCCGAUCGCAUUCCAUUCACACUCACAUUUCACACUCGCAACCACACAAUCAAAUCUAUCAUUCUUAAAAGUUUUAAUUACUUGAAAACGAUUAAGAGACUGGUAUUAUAUUUUCGAAACCUCAACUAAUUUCAAAAACAAAGGCGAAAACAUAGGCAACUUUUUGGUCAGAAGUUCAUUUCAAACCGAUGACCA
This is a messenger RNA of Pocillopora verrucosa, 2577 nucleotides long. Its product is annotated as polyglutamylase complex subunit TTLL1-like. Gene Ontology annotation, cellular component: cilium. Lineage: Eukaryota; Metazoa; Cnidaria; Anthozoa; Scleractinia; Pocilloporidae. Gene Ontology annotation, molecular function: ATP binding; tubulin-glutamic acid ligase activity; tubulin binding. Gene Ontology annotation, biological process: microtubule cytoskeleton organization; protein polyglutamylation. The record is from RefSeq and is a predicted model, not a curated record.